AUGGCCGAAGCUGCUGUCGCAGUCGAAACCGCUGUAGCAGAGCAGUCGACUCUUCGAUGCGUCGCUUCAACAGGCGACAAAUAUCGCUGCACCGUCGACGAAGCACAUCCCGGCUGGGCUGAUCUUGUCCACGGCCAUGCGACUCGCGCCGACAAGGAUGAGAGCAAUUGCUUUCGCCAUGCUCUUCUGUCGGCAGAUGGCACCGCUGUAGUCACAUAUAACGAGGAUCUCAUCUUGAGAACUUUUGCAGUUCCAUCCGUCGUCGACUCGAGCGAGAAGCCUUCUGAACUCUCGCCAUACUGCUCCGCGCCAUCACCGGCAAAACUCACCUCAAUCACCCUACAUCCUGCCUUCGAAGUCUCUAAGCCUGCAACCACCCUACUCUUGACGUCGCAACCACACUUACCUAUCCGUCUGACCAACGCCCUCGAUCUGUCAUAUACCCACGCAUCCUACACGUGGCAGAAUCACCUUACCGAAGCCUACAUAUCACCCUCGUCCCUCCUCUUUGUCGACAACGACCACUUCGUCGCUGGCUCAAAAGACACCCUCGCUGUUUUCAACAUAUACACCCGAGACGGUCCCACAUACGAGUCUGCGACGAGAAAAGGCCGCAAGGCAAGGAAACUUUACGGAGCCGACACCUCUGGCAUUGGCGGUAUCGUGUCGUCUUUGGCUCUGUCCAAUGAUAAUAUUCUGGCUGCAGGCACGUACAACCGUCAGGUAGGCUUGUUCGAACAUGCUGGACAAGGAGAGUCUAUGACCGCUUUCGAUCUGAGCUACAACGAUGCCGAUGAUCGUCUGCUCAAAGGGAACGGUGUCAGCCAACUUGCUUGGAGCCCUUGUGGGAACUACCUCUUUGUCGCUGAGCGCCAGAGUGAUGCUUUGCUUGUCUACGAUAUAAGACACACCGGACAGCGCCUGAGUUAUCUCUCUGGCCGACAAGGACUCACUACGCUCAAGCUCUCGUUCGAUCUGGUGAGCGAUGCAUACGGGAAGAUUGAUAUCUGGGCCGGCGGCACGGAUGGCAAGGUCAGAGUCUGGCGAGACGUCACAAGCAGAGAGGGUUGCAUAGAGUCAGACCUCGCACUGCAAGCAAGUACUGGUAAGCAU
Messenger RNA from Aureobasidium namibiae CBS 147.97, 1113 nucleotides. RefSeq lists its product as uncharacterized. Lineage: Eukaryota; Fungi; Ascomycota; Dothideomycetes; Dothideales; Saccotheciaceae. The transcript is spliced from 2 exons. The record is from RefSeq and is a predicted model, not a curated record. The annotation marks the transcript as partial. Gene Ontology annotation, molecular function: protein binding.